Archocentrus centrarchus (flier cichlid) is the source of this 2847-nucleotide messenger RNA. RefSeq lists its product as uncharacterized. Lineage: Eukaryota; Metazoa; Chordata; Actinopteri; Cichliformes; Cichlidae. The record is from RefSeq and is a predicted model, not a curated record. The coding region runs from base 367 to 2610 and encodes 747 amino acids. The transcript has 2 exons.
AAUUAGUGCACCUGAGGCUGCUGACCGUGUUAUCAAGUUCAUGAAGGUGGGGACAAGCAUGGCGACCUUCCUUUCCAAAGUUGGAUCUGCACAGCCCUUCCUCCUCUGCGUUGGAGAAAAGAAGAGCAGGAUACAGAAAUUCUACAUCAUCCUGGAUCAGAAGCCCAUUCCCUGUGUGGCACAGACUGCAGUGGCUGCCUUCGAUGAACUGUUUAAGGCACACUUUGUGUUUGUUGUGUCCUAUGAUGCAACCCUCCUCAACUUCUACACAUUCAUCCAAACAACGGUUUAUGGCAUUGAUGUUGCAACAACAAAGGAGAGCCCCAGAGUCAAGGAAAUUAGAGUGAGGAUUAACAACACUUGAAUAUGCUAACAUGUUACAUUUGUAAGGUUCAGCACAGAAAUUGUUCAACUCUUUUCCAGCAUUUGAAAUUUAGUCAUGCUUUGUAUCCAGGGCACAAAUUGCGUUUGAAAUGUGGGGAACAUGGCUGUUCAUCUGUUUUUUACACGUAUUCUGGGUUCAAGAAGCACUUGCUGAAAGCACAUGGAGACACAUUUGCCACAGAUUCUGUUUAUAAGGGCAAUGUUGGUACAGAUAGUGUUGAGACAGAUGAUGUUUCUGCUCAUGACCCAUUGAGUAGCUCUUCUGUUGGUCAACAAAGUCAUGCUAAAAAGAAGCAGUUAAUGGAUAUGUGUAGCUCUGUUAUUGCCCAAGUUCAAGCAGCUGGAGUUUCUGAAAACAUUGUGCAGUCUUUAACUUGUUCAAUGGAGGAGGUUGUUAAUGAUGUUCAUAUUCAAGCACAAGAUGCCGUUCUUAAGUGUCUUUCAUCUGAGGUGAAUGAACAAACCUUAAACAAAGUCAGAGAAUGUUUUGAGAACAUAGAAAAUCCAUUCACACACCUUAACACUGAAAGAAAGAGGCAAAAGUAUUUGGAAAAAAAAUGGAAAAUUGUUGAACCAGUAGAGCAUGUUCUUGGAGUACGUUAUGAUACACGUUUGGAUAAAACCACAGGUGUAUACAGUCAAAUUCCUGUUAAUGACAAAUUUAUGUAUGUACCUAUUUUAGGAACUCUUGAUUCAUUGUUCACCAACCAAGAACUCAGUACCUGCUUUCAACAGGUAAAGUGUCAUGAAGAUGGGAUAUAUAGAGACAUCAAUGAUGGUUCCUAUCUCAGAAAUCACUCAUUAUUUUCAGAGCAAGAACAUGCACUCCAAAUACAGCUGUAUUACGAUGAUUUUGAAACGGCAAAUCCACUGGGACCCAAAAGGGGUUCACAUAAACUUGGCUGUAUUUAUUUUAUUUUAAGAAAUUUGCCAGCUAAACUCAAUUCAGUUUUGAUGAACAUUCAUCUAGUUUCUCUUUUCCAUGCCGAGGACUUAAAGAAGUACGGUUUUGGUCCAGUCUUGCAGCCUCUUGUUAAUGACUUGAAAUGUCUCGAGACAGAAGGUAUUAAGGUCCCAUUUUCUGAUACACCAUUAAGGGGUUCAAUUGUUCAGGUUACUGGUGAUAAUUUGGCAUUGCAUAGCCUUUUUGGCUUGGUUGAAUCGUUCAGUGCAACUUACUGUUGUCGAUUUUGUUUAACUGAUAAAACAAAGCUUCAGUCAGUAUUCAGUGAGGAUGACCAAGACCUAACUUUUCGCACAAAAGAGCUCUAUUCAGAACAUUUCAAUGCUGUGGCACAAAAUCCCAUUCUUGUCCAUUCUUUUGGUGUAAAAAGAGAAUGUCCUCUUAAUGCACUGCAGUAUUUUCAUUGUUCAAACAAUUACGCAGUUGAUAUUAUGCAUGACCUUUUGGAAGGUGUUGUGCAGUAUGAACUUCAGCUUCUUUUUCAGUACAUGGUUAGGACUUCCAUAGAUUUAAACACCCUUUCAGAAAGGAUACAGAGCUUUAACUAUGGAUACCUUGAGAGAAACAACAGACCUAGUGCAGUCAAAAUUGAUGGUAGCAAUGACCUUGGCCUCAAUGCUAUUCAGUCAUGGUGCCUCUUACGCAAUACACCCUUGAUUUUUGAAGAUAUAAUUAAUAGGAAUAACAGCUACUGGAGGGUAAUUCUUCUCUUGAUUCAAAUCGUCAAUAUUGUGUUCUCACCAAAAAUCACAGAUGGUAUGACUUAUUUCUUAAAGCAUUUGAUUUCUGACCAUCAUAAACUCUUUAAGUCUGUAUUUACAGACAAGAAGCUGAUUCCAAAACAUCAUCUGAUGAUUCAUUACCCCAGAUGCAUCAGAAAAAUAGGACCACUCAUCCAUGUGUGGUGUAUGAGAUUUGAAGGUAAACACAAUUUCUUCAAGAAAUCUGUGAAGAACUUUAAGAACAUAACCAAAACACUGGUAAAGAAGCACCAGAGGCAGCUGGCUUUUCAUUGGGAGAAUUUUUACUUUCAAAGGUUUCAGUUUGGUCCUCUUAAAGAUUACCCAAUAAGUGAACUAGAUUUCAGUGAGGUCUUAAGGUCUUGCCCCAGGUUGAAUGUGCCUUGUGUAUCCACAGCUUCAUGGGUGAAAAACUUUGGAACAGAAUACCAUAUUGGAAUGAUUGUCUGUACAAGUACUGAAAAUGAAAUGCCUGUUUUUCAAAAAAUUGUUAACAUCAUAGUCAAGGAUGAUUUCUUUUGACUGCUAAAGUCAUUACAGAGUAUUUUGAUGAUCAUCUGAAUGCUUUCAGAAUAGAGAUUGUGGAUGAUGUGUUUGCUGUUAUCUGUAUCUCUGAUCUGAUAUAUUAUCAGCCUUACGACAGGCAGUUUUCAGCUGACAGUGAUGAAAUAACAUAUAUUGUGCCCCGCUGCUGUUUUAUAUGAGCUGUGCAUUGAAGGUCUUUAAUAUUUAAAUGGGUUUAAUAAAAGUUAAACUUUC